Messenger RNA from Neltuma alba, 1448 nucleotides. RefSeq lists its product as uncharacterized. The record is from RefSeq and is a predicted model, not a curated record. The transcript has a single exon. NCBI's taxonomy places the organism in Eukaryota, Viridiplantae, Streptophyta, Magnoliopsida, Fabales, Fabaceae. Bases 129 to 1217 code for a protein of 362 amino acids.
CACACCACAUAUCCCUCACCACCACUCUCACAAUGGCUCUAAGUAACAAACCUCUACAUUUCCAUCUUCAAUAACUGAAAAAUCCUUUAUUUAAUACUUGAAUUCUGUAAAACUUUGUACAAGGAAUAAUGGGGUGCGCUUCCUCAAAGCGUAUCGAAUCUAAAGUCGAUGUUUACCGCCCAGCUCCGGCGAGCUUCGCGGUGUUUGACAUCAACGCCAUCGAAGAACCAUGGCUGAAGUUGAACAGCGCUCAGAUUGCGCAGGAGCAACAGGACAAAGCCUCCAACCGCAACUUGCCUCCUCCUCUCCUGCAGAAGCUCAACAAGCUCGAGACCACCGAGGCUCCUCAGUCAUGGGCCGAGCUCAGCAAAGCACUCGACGACCUCAAGCCCAACCUCGCCGACGCUGCCAAACCCGUCGUUAAACCUCCGUCUACUUCGACGACGAAGCAGGCCCCACAGAAAAGCACGUCGUUCCGCACUUUGGAAGAGUUGGACGCAAAACUAAACCCUAAGCCGAAUAAAGGCCUGCGAAAGACGGAGUCCAUGCGGGACAAACCCAAGGAACCAGAGGAAAAGAAAGAGGAGGGUACGAAACAGGAAGUCGGAGAAGGAUUCAAAUCCGUGAAGGACAACAUAUUCGUAGUGAGGGACAGAAUGGAGAGAGAGAAAGAAGGGAAGCAAGCGAAUUACGACAGGAUAGCGAAGCUGAGGAGGGACCCACUGAGUGACUUCCCGGAGAAGUGCCCGCCGGGAGGGAUGGAAGGGGUGGUGAUAUACACGACGUCGUUAGGAGGGGUGAGGAAGACGUUCGAAGACUGUAACAGAGUGAGAGAAGUGUUGGAGUCACACAGGGUGGUGUACGACGAGAGGGACGUGUCGUUGCACGGAGAGUUCCUGAAGGAGAUGAAGGAGAUGGUGGGGGAGGGAGUUACAGUGCCGAGAGUGUUCGUGAAAGGGAGGUACAUCGGCGGGGCGGAGGAGGUGGUGGAGCUGAACGAGUCGGGUCGACUGGGACGGAUCCUAAACGCGACCCGUGUGGAGAGAGGGAUAGGGAGACAAGCGUGCGAGGGUUGUGGUGGGGCCAGGUUCGUGCCAUGUUUGGAAUGUGGCGGGAGCUGCAAGGUGAUAGAGACGGCGGCGUCUGGGGGAGAAGUGAAACGAAGGUGCCCACACUGUAAUGAAAAUGGCUUGGUUCACUGUCCUGCUUGUCUUUAACUUUAAUUUUAAUUUCAUGUUCGAUUGUAUUACUAUUAUUUCCCUGGUAUAUACAUAUGGCAUGCACUGAGCUUGUCUUUAACUUUAACUUCAUGUUCCAUUGUAUUGCUAUUAUUUCUCUGGUAUAUGCAUAUGGCAUGCACUAAUAAAUUAUCCAUAGUGCUGGCUUUUGCGUGCAAGCCAAUAAAUGGCUAAAUUGGCAGACCAGAAAUUGCAAGUGUUGUUUUGUUC